GCGAGACAGAGAGAGACGCUCGUUCUACAGACUUCUUGCUUCAGCUCCAAGUUGGAAUAACCGGCGACAGCGACCGGACAGCGACCGCUAACCGGACCUCGAGGCUCGACAACAUCGGCAGCCGGAGCAGGAGCAGGAGCAGAGCAGCAUGUUCAUCGUCUUCAUCGUGCAGGAGGCAAUCGAUCGAGACGCGAGGGUGGCGGAGAGCGAAGGCGAAGGCGGAGGCGAGCAUGGAUGGCAGCAAGAGAGCGAGCGACAGUCGGAUUGGAGGAGCGCAGAGGCGGGGAAGGGUGUGAACCAAUUUUCGGGCAGCCAUCGAGUGGAGUUCGCUUUGUGCGGUCGCGUAGCUUCGAGGCGGGCGGUGUUGCCUGAAUCGCGUGCAGGCGUCGAAGAGGACGACGAAGAAGGAGUGGAGUGGAGUGGAGUUUUUCGGAGAGGGGAGGAAGGGAGGGAGGGAGGGAGAGGGUAGGACGGGAUGGAUGAUUUGUGAAGGGGAUUCGGGGAGUUUUUAGGAGGGCGAUUUUCGGGCUCGUGAGAGUUGGGCCAAAAAAUGGAGGCUCCGACGAUCGCAGAUCGGCAGCAGCAGGUAUGGCCGUUACAAGCCCAUCCACCUCCGUUGCAGCUGGGGCAAGUGCAGGUGCUGGUGCCGGACGCCUUUGUGGCGAGCAUGCAAGUGCAACAAUCGGAGCCCCUGCAGCUGGGUUUCAUGUGUGGGAGCCUGCCCGUACCCACGUUUAGCUCGUCGGGCAUCUCGGACAUCACCAGCAGCAGCAAUUCGUCCCCGCAAGCCGCUCUUAUCCCUGCCAUUAGCUUGCAAAGCCAACGUGCAGCUCCACCGAGGUAUCGAGUUUUGCCCACCGAAACAGACCUCAACACUCCUCCACCGGAAAGCUUCCAAGCGGAGCCGAACUUUCCUGUAGCAGCCUCGCAUGAAGCAGCAGGAUCGUGUAAAGGAUGGGGUGGGACUUACCUGAGUCAACCCGUAGCGAGAAAGUGCGAGUCUCUUGCAGUCAACGCCUUGGCGGGUUACGGUGACGACAUUGACGUCGUAGCUCCAAUAGACAUACUGAAGCAGAUUUUCAAAACUCCUUAUUCGAAAGCUCGAAUAUCAGUGGCUGUCCAUCGCAUCGGCCGCACUCUCAUUUUAAACAGUGGACCAGAUGAAUGGAGAGAUGAAAGACCCGGGGCGAAGAUUGCAAGGCAAAAGAAAAGUCACGCCAAAGCGAUGGAAAGUACGCUGUUCUCUAAGUUUGUUCAACAUUCAAUGAAUGGGAACUCUUGUCCUUCCGAGUCCACGACACAUUCCGAGUCGCAAGAUUCUCAAAGUGAUGCCGGGUUUGAAGAGAUAGUGGAUCAUGAUGUGCAUCGCCGAUCCAGGUCAAGAAUGGCAGCUCAGCGUAAGGGUAAACAACGGGUGUCCUUGGGUCAUCACUGUCGGCGGAACAGAUGUGGAGGAGGAUCCAGAUUCGUUGGUGAACAACAAAGGGAGACGGAUUUUGAUCAGAAUGAAUGUCCUGCCGAGGGACCUCAGAGGCCACCUACUGAAGGAUUUCUAAGGGUCCUUUUCUGGCAGUUCCAAAAUUUGAGGAUGCUGCUCGGAAGUGAUCUUCUUUUGUUCAGCAAUGAGAAACAUGCGGCUGUGAGCCUGCAUCUUCUCGAAAUUGAGCGGCAGGUGACACCUUUGAUGUGGUUGGAUGCGUGGUUGGAUAAUGUGAUGGCCAGUAUACCCGAGCUAGCUGUUUGUUAUCAUCGGAACGGAGUCGUUCAGGGUUAUGAAUUGUUGAAAACAGAUGAUAUAUUUCUAGUGAAGGGUCUUGCCGAGGACGGGAGUGCAUUCUUCCAUCCGCAUGUUGUUCAGCAAAACGCUUCUACCGUUUUGAGAUUUUUGCAAGAUAACUGCAAAGAGGAUCCUGGGACAUACUGGCUUUUGAAGAACUCCGGAGAAGACCUUAUGCAACUCUUCGAUCUCUCUGUUAUCUCAAAGCCAUUCUCGUCUUGCGGCGAAAAGGAGGACAAAGACGGUGCUACUUUGCCUUCUACGAGAGGCUGUUGCAAUGGACAUUACUCCUUACCUUUGGCUAUGCUCUUGUAUCGAUUAACCAAUCGACUUUCCAGAUCAAAGGAUCCUGCUGACAGACGAAAGUGUGCGAAGCUCUUUGGAAAAUGUCUUGAGUUCAUGGAUGAGCAGGAACAUCUGAACAUUCGGGCCUCAGCUCAUGAGCACGUCGCCAGGCUUAUACUCACUACUUAUGAGGAAACAGGAUCGAUUCUGAAACCCUUGUUACUUGAAUCCAGCAUUUCCAAUGCAAAUGAAACAAAGCAAUCUGUGCUUGAACUACCUUGUUCAGAGGGGGAGUCCACAGGUCACGAUUUUACUGUCUCAACACAUGAAACGGUACAAGUUUGUGAUGUAAGUGGGCUUACCGUUCAGCAACUGGAGGAGUCUGAAAGUGUGGCGAAUGAAGAAGUUAUUGAGGACCUGUCUUUGACUUCAGCGAAGUCUACACCUCAAAUGACGUCAGAUGUGUUGAUGGUUGCUUGCGCUGAUGCUUCAGAUUAUAGUUGCUCAGAGUCAAAUUCAGACGUUCGAGCGGAAGCUGCCUUAGAGCCACAAAAAGUAGUUCGUUUAUUCCCAGCAGCCUACUCGUCCCCCAAGUCAUUACGUGCGCAAACAGAUACUGUGUCUGCCCAUCUUGAAGCAGUGCAUCAUAUAUCUCAAGCAAUCAAAGCACUGAGGUGGCAGAGGCAGCUGCAAGAUGGUGAAGAGCAUCCAGUACGACCUCAGAGCGUUUUGAACGAGCCGUCGAGUCAUAUUCAACAGGUUUGCAUUUGUGGAGAAGUAGAUUGUGUGGCCGUUUGUGACUUCAAGGAAAUUGGUAUCGGAGCCCAAAUGGAUCAAAAGCUUUGGGGCCUUAUGUUACUUCUUGGUGACGCGUAUCUUGCUCUUGGUCAUGCAUACAAGGACGAAGGUUUACUUAGCAGAGCUCUGAAAGCGACAGAAUUAGCAUGUCAAGUAUGUGGGGCCAUGCCUCCUGCUAGAGAUGUAACUGGUGCUUGGAACAGUUCCAAUUUAUCGAGGAAACCUGCGAGUGUUGGUGAGGAUCUAUUACGAGAAGCAUCCAAAGCGAAGUAUUUUCAAGUAAGAGGUGUCGGCACGUCCCCUUCGUAUUGUUCUUCUGGUUUAAAAACGAAGAGUUCGCAACAAGGGCCAUUUUGGGGCCAAUUGUGGAUGUUUGUUGGAGACAUAUAUGUGGAGAUUCAACGUACUCUUGGUGAAGGAGAUGUCACCCCACUUGAGCAGGGCUCUCACUUUGAGGAGCUAACAAUGACACAGGAGGUGCUGAAAGAGGUCAAGCGCUUGAAGAAAAAAAUUGGCCAGUUCAGAGGAAGUUGCGGACUAUGUAGCUUGACAAGUUGUAGUUGUAAGAGUGACAGGGCAAGUAGUGGGGACAGUGCCAGCAGCUGUAGUAGCAGCAUUGAUACUAUGAAAUACGGCCGCAAGCAGACGAAGAAGUCGACCACUAGAAGUCGUUCCAACCUCGCUGGAGAUGCUUCAGACGUGCAUCAGGAAAGGUCGGCAGAAAGUGAAUGGAAGUUGGAAAAAGAGUCAUCUUCUAAGUCCAGACAAAUUGAGGUUCUGAAUUCCAAGCUACCGAAUGGUCAUACUCAUGAUUUUGAAUCGACCGCCGCCAAUCCGAAGCCCAAUGGUGAUUCCUCAAGCAGCUAUGUACCUCCUGACAUCUUCUUUUAUUUGACGAGGCCCGUGUCAGUGGAUUGGGAAGCCAAUCUCUCAGCCGCUGUUGAUUGCUACUCUGCUGCCAUUAACGCGUUUUCUGGCCUUUCGGAGUGCUCAGAAAAUGUCGAAUCCACUCUGAGAAAGAAGGGCUGGGCUUGCAAUGAACUUGGCCGCAAGAGACUUGCCCAUGGUCUGGUGAAGUCUGCUGAAGGCUCCUUCGCAUCAGCCAUAGAUUCUUUUAGAGAAGUGAAAGACCUGACCAACAUUGUGCUCGUUUAUUGCAAUCUCGGCCAUGGUCGAAGGGCAGCUGCAGAGGCCGUAGCAGCCAAGUUGCCACUUGAGGAUGACUGCGAUUAUUUCACACCGUUUGUUCAUACCAUAGCUGAGGCCAAGUUUCUGUAUGGGGAAGCUUUGAAAUAUUAUGAUUUGGCUCGGCGGGAAGUCAAUGGUGGAAAUGGGGAGGCUACGUCUGGCCUUUGGAAUGAGGUGCAUACGCAGUUGGCACACACUUAUCUCAGGCUUGGUAUGCUUCUGGCGAGAGAAGACAGGUUCGUGUAUGCAUGUCGAAAGAAUAAGGACUUGCGUGGACUUGUAGGGGAUGGAAAUUCUGAUAGCAAAGAUGGUACAUCGACUAAAGAUGCUAUAACAAAAGCUCUGAUUUUAUAUGAGUCUUUGGGAAAGUUUCGCGCUCAAGAGGCUGCGUUCGCACAAUUCCAGCUUGCUUGCCAUCACAGAGACUCUUCUUUCAGCGCAGCAAAGCAAGUAGAUGCAUUCGGAUCGAAGAAGAUCGAGACCUCAAUGUUUCAGAAGGUCAAGUUGCAUGCCUCCCUUGCAGAGCUCUAUUGGCAAAAAUCUCUCGAUUUCUAUAAACCGGAGACUCAUGUCGAUAUGUUCCUUGGCAUUCUAAUGGAGAGAUCAGCCUUAUGUUCCGAGAUGGGAGCUUCGCUCAAUCAGAAUCUGAUGAUAGAACAGGCUCUUACUUAUUUACUAGAAGGACGUCGAGCUUUUAAUUUAUCAGAUGGAGGAGACAGGGACAACAUUGCAGCUCGUACUCAGCGGGAAAGACCGUCGGAGGCGAUCGUGGCGAAGUUUAUUCUCCAGAUACAAAAGCUGCUGAAGACCAUGCUGUCUGGAGCCUUAAUGUUGACUAAAUCCUCUCCAACUGCUUUUGCCUCAAAUAGAGCCCGGAGGAAUAUCGAAACUGCGAAUAAUGGGGAACCGAGUGCAGCUAAAACUUCUGACAUUGGGAAGCUGAAGGAAAUGUACCGAGCUUCUUUGCAGUUGCAUGGGGAGCCCAACUUGGAGCAGUUGUACAAACUUUGGGUUUCGUAGAGGUUCGAGAUGAUUUUAUUCCAAUCACUUGUCCUAGACUUGGCCGAAGCAAAUUUGUCAAUCAUACAGUUUCUGUCUGUUGAGCAGGAUUUUUUUGUCCCUGAUCUGCGUGGCAUUUCAGAGCUUAUGGUUCCAACCCAGUUUUUGGGAGUCUUGAAUGCAAUCAGCCACAGAUGUGGGAAGGGGUCGAAAUUUUUUUUUGCAGUUAAACGGGAAUAUAUUUUCUUAAUCUUGGAAUCCAGCUUCCGAUAGCCAAGUCUAUGAUGUGUAGUUAAGACUCUGAAUAGGAGUCGUUUCUGGGGAUACAUAGUCGUACUGAAGCAACGAGUUUAUACAUAGUGAAAUGCUGAAGUGAAAAGUUGAAUUUACCUUGUUUUACACAAAAUUAGAGGAUCAAUUCAACUCUUAACACUUCGGAAGUGGACAUGUUUCUAUAUCUCUUUGCCGAGCGGAAAUACAUAUGUUUUGAAUCAGCAAUUGAAAG
Molecule: messenger RNA, 5552 nt
Organism: Marchantia polymorpha subsp. ruderalis
Lineage: Eukaryota; Viridiplantae; Streptophyta; Marchantiopsida; Marchantiales; Marchantiaceae
Source: the annotation of a GenBank genome assembly